CUUGCACGUUGUCAUUGACGGAGAGGUGCAGAAUGACUCGUGUUUACAGUGAAAAGAAGUUAAUGCACCAGCACAAGAUGUCCGCUCGCUCUGUGUUUGAUGGCGCCGUGUUUGUGUCAUCCGAAAGGAAGCUUCUAGAGGAUUUCAAGCGAGACUCGCACCCUGAUAAAGUGAAUCUGGCAGGGAGGGAGUAUGUUGGAGAGCACGGACACACCACAUGGCUUCCUCUUGUACGAAAAAUCAAGCAGCAAAUUGCCACAGACCCGACUCUAACCCCAGAGUACCCACCCAUCCUUGGGAUCCCAGAAUUCACCAAGAGGGCAACUGAACUUGCACUAGGCAAAGAUAGCCCCGCCAUUGUGGAAAGCAGGGUGUUCGGCGUCCAAACAGUUGGAUGUACUGGAGCAAUGCGUCUGGGUGCUGAAUUACUGAGAUCCUGCUACUGUUCAGGCUCUUCCUGGAGUGGACCCAUCCUGCUCUCCUCUCCCUGUGAUGACUCACUGGUAGGCACCUUUAAGGCAGCAGGGAUUGAGGAUGUGCAAUAUUAUCGAUACUGGGAUGCUGAAUCCAAUGGAGUGUGUGUGGAAAACAUGGUGCAUGACUUGGAGAACGCUCCGGAACGAUGUGUGGUCGUCCUGUUUGCUUCAGGCCACUGUCCCACUGGUGCUGAACUUUCCCAAGAGGACUGGAAACGUGUGGCUGAAGUCAUGCUGAAGCGCCAGUUAUUUCCAUUCUUCUUGAUGUCUGCCCAAGGCUUAUGCAGUGGUUCUCUUGAGCAAGACGCCUGGCCUGUUCGCCACUGUGUGUCUUUGGGGCUCGAACUUCUCUGCGCUCAAUCUUUUUCUCACAACUUUGGGCUUUAUGGUGAGAGAGUGGGGCAUCUGCUCUGCGUGUUAAAGCAGAACCUGCUGGGUGUACGAUCUCAAGCUGAGAAACUUGUUCUGAUGCUUUGGUCCUGCCCACCGAUGGAAGGAGCAAGGGUUGUUGCCACUGCAUUAAGCAAUCCUGCCCAUCUUGUUGAGUGGCAGGAGAGUGUGAAGGCCAUCGCUGAGCGCUGCAUGCUAAUACGAGAGCGUCUGCGUGAGAGACUGAGGCUCUUGGGUGGUCCAUGGCAUUGGGAUCACAUCAUAAAACCUGGAGGGUUUUACUGCUGUUUUGGAUUCAAUACUCAGCAGGUUGAGUUUCUGGUUCAGAAGAAACAUAUCUACUUGUUACCCAACGGGUGUCUGAAUGUGAGUGCCAUUAACAGCCGUAACCUAGAUUAUGUUGCUGAAUCCAUACAUCAAGCUUUAAGCUCUUAACUCUAAUCUCACUUCACGCUGAAACUUCAGCUCUUCAUCUGUAGUAUAGCUUUCAUCAGCUGUGCAUUGAGAAUGUCUGUCUUUGAAUCAUGUACAUUUCAAAUAUAUUGAAAUGGACUGUUAACUUUCUUAGGCUUAACUUGUAAAGCAGACAGAGCUGCAAUCUACUUUACUGGUUUCCCAUUUUCCAAUUAUUAGUUGUUUUGUUUGUUGUGGUUUAUUUAUAGGACAGACUGUUUUUGUUAGGGCAGAAAGAAGUAACUCCCCAGAAAGAAAAGUACAUGUGUAUAUCACCCACAGUGUGAUGCCACUUAAUAAGCAACAUUCUCACAUUUCUCUCUCAUAGAGUGUUCAUUACCAUAUUCACAUAUCAGUAUCCAAAACAUGUAAUGACAUGUUCUAAACUGAAAGAUAUCUUUUUUUUUUUAAACCAACUGUUGUUUAUUUAUUUUCCAGUUUUUGAAGAUGAGACAAAACGCAUAAAUAUACAGUGCCUUGCAAAAGUAUUCAUACCCCCCCUUUUUUUCUCCCACAUUUUGUUAUGAUGCAGCCUUAUGUUAAACUGCUUUUAAAUUAAUUGAUUAAUUUUUUUGUUUUUUUACAUCAAUCUACAAGCUAUAAACCAUAAUGAGAAAGCACAAAACAGAGUUGUGACAACUUUGCUAAUUUAUUAAAUAUAAAACACUCAAAAAAAAAAAGAUACAUUGCAUAAGUAUUCAUACCCGUGAGGCAGUACUUAAUUGAAACACCUUCACCAAGUCUUUUUGGAUAUGAUGCGAAGUUUUGCGCAUCUGCAUUUGGCAAUUAUCUGCUAUUCUUCUCCUCACCUCUUUACCUCUCAAGCUCUGUCAGCUUGGAUGGGGCCUGGCAGACUUUUUUAGUUUUUUUCAGAAAUGUUUGAUUGUGUUCAAGCCCAGACUGUGGCUUGGCCACUCAAGGACAUUCACAGAGUUGUCAAUAAGCCACUCUUGCUGUGUGCUUUGUUGGUCAUUGUCUUGUUCGAAGGUGAACCUUCUGCCCUGUCUGACGCUGAAAAAAAGCCCCACAGCAUGAGGCUGCUACGAUUACACUUAACUGUUGGAAUGGUACUCUGCAGGUGAUGAGCAGUGCCUGGCUUCCUCCAUACAUAAUGCUUGGAAUUGAGGUUCAUCAGACCAGAGAAUCUUGUUUCUCACAAUCUGAGAGUUCUUUAGGUGCUAUGUUGCAAAUUCCAAGUGGGUUUUCAUGUAUCUUCACUGAGGAGAGGAUUGAGUUUGGCCACAUCACCAUAAAGCUUAGAUCAGUGGAGUGUUACAGUGAUGUUUGUCCUUCUGUAGGUUUCUCCCAUGUGCAUAUAUGAUCAUGGAACUCAACUUAAGUGACCACCAGCAUCUUGGUCACCAGUCUAACCAAGGUCCUUCUCCAUCAACUGUUCAGUUUGGCCAGGAGGCCAGCUCUAGGAGGAGUCCUAAUUGUUCCAAACAUCUUCCCGUAUGGAUAACGUCUCUGAGCUCUACAGGCAGUUCUUUAGACCUCAGGGCUUGGUUUUGCUCUAUGCAUUUUCAACUGUUAGACCUUUUAUUAAGAGGUGUGUGCCUUUCCAAAACAUACUCAUUUAAAUGAAUUUGCCUCAGGUUAACGUCACUUUAAGUGUAGUAACAUCUAUAAGCAAAAUGAGUGCUCCUGAGCUCAAUUUCAAGUGUUCCAGAAAAGGGUAUCAAUACUUAUGCAGUGGAAUAAUUUCAGUUUUUUUAUUUCCAGUAAAUUUGCAAAGUUGUUACAAACCUAUUUUGUGCUUUGUCAUUAUGGUGUAUGAGUAGACUGAUGGGGGGGAAAAGGUAAUUUUAAGCAUUUUAACAUAAAGCUGCAACACAAAACGUUAAAAAAAAAAUGAAGGGGUAUGAAUACUUUUGCAAGGCACUAUACAUAUAUAUAUAUAUAUAUAUAUAUAUAUAUAGGGUUCCUCCUAUCAGUCGGAAUGUAAAGGGUUAACAAACCUGUACUUACAGUUGCAUGAACAUGACCAUUUCCCUUCUGUAGCACUACUGGGUAAUAAAAGUAAAUAGCCUGUUUUAUUCUUGUAUAAUAAAAAAAAAAUGCCCAAGAUGCUAAUAAA
This is a messenger RNA of Labeo rohita (rohu), 3396 nucleotides long. It is a transcript of the gene got1l1, whose product is annotated as glutamic-oxaloacetic transaminase 1 like 1. The transcript is spliced from 8 exons. Lineage: Eukaryota; Metazoa; Chordata; Actinopteri; Cypriniformes; Cyprinidae. Gene Ontology annotation, cellular component: cytosol. Gene Ontology annotation, biological process: L-aspartate biosynthetic process. The record is from RefSeq and is a predicted model, not a curated record. Bases 33 to 1301 code for a protein of 422 amino acids. Gene Ontology annotation, molecular function: pyridoxal phosphate binding; L-aspartate:2-oxoglutarate transaminase activity.